Molecule: messenger RNA, 504 nt
Organism: Lepus europaeus (European hare)
Lineage: Eukaryota; Metazoa; Chordata; Mammalia; Lagomorpha; Leporidae
Product: gametocyte-specific factor 1-like
Exons: 1
Coding region: 1-504 (167 amino acids)
Source: RefSeq, a predicted model, not a curated record
AUGGAAGAAACUUACAUUGACUCCCUGGACCCUGAGAAGCUAUUACAAUCCCCCUAUGAUAAAAACCACCACAUCAGGGCCUGCAUAUUUCCUUAUCACCUCAUCAAGUGCAGAAAGAAUCAUCCUGAUGUUGCAAACAAAUUGCGUACUUGUCCCUUCAAUGCUCGCCACCAGGUUCCACGGGCUGAAAUCAGUCAUCAUAUCUCCAGCUGUGAUGAUAAGAGCUGUAUUGAGCAGGAUGUUGUCAACCAAACCAGGAACCUUGGACAAGAGACUCUGGCUGAGAGCACAUGGCAGUGCCCUCCUUCCGAUGAACACUGGGACAAAGAUUUGUGGGACCAGACCAGCACCCCAUUUGUCUGGGGCACAGCCAACUUCUGUGGCAACAACAGCCCUGCGAGCAACAUAGUUAUGGAACAUAAGAGUAACUUGGCUUCAGGCAUGCGGGUGCCCAAAUCUCUGCCCUAUGUGCUGCCAUGGAAGAACAAUGGAAAUGCACAGUAA